AGCAUCCUCCCUCCAAUACCAGUGCUUCCACCCACACUCUCUCUCACAUCCGACCACCUGCGUCCACAUACUCUUUGCUGAACAUUUUCUCGGUUCCUUCCAAACUCUCACGUUCUUUCUGAAGCGUUCGCUACCAAAAUCAAGAAUCUACUAUUGUUGCGCUCCAAAGUCCGGCCUUGUCCGACAGUUGCGCAUCCACCAUCCACGCAAUCUACCUGCGCUGUUGGUCGCGUCGCAUAAAGUCCCAUUUGCCCGCGCCACGAUCCCACGAUUCUAUCCUGUCGAGUCCACCGGAGAUUGUAUCGAUUCCUGCUAUGCAGCCUUCUGCGAUGCCAUGAAGCACUCCUACGCGACCGUCGUUCAUUCUCGGUCGUCCCACGCGUGACCAUGGUUGCGGACAACCACCCUAUAUACCUAUCUUGAUUCUCGACCGUCAUGGUCGCCGAAUCGUCCCUCAGCACGCGCUCUUCACUGAUAUCUCUCGAUCCGGCCCUCGCAAGUCACAUAACAGGCACCACCCGCGCCACGACCGUUCCCUCAGCCUCACACCAUGGCUCCAGUCCGAGAAAGGCCACCAAGACUCCCACCUCGGAGCUGUCGCGCAGACAUCUUAGGAAUAACUCUGCGCCGAGUGUCAGUGGAAAGAAGAGAACUGGUUCUCUGAGACGAGUCAAGAACAGUACCGAGGUCUUGAGACAGCGUUCGACCAGAUCAUCCAAGAAAACAAAGCCACUGGAAACCAUUCCCGAUACAAGAUCAGGUCGCAAUUUCACCGUUGGCAAUGUCGGGACCGGUGGCAUCUUGUAUCUCAAGCCUUCGGCUCAACAACGUCAUCCACGCGCCGUCGUCUCUCCCAUCACCUUGCCCACUACUGCUCCCGCUGCGCUCGGGCAUGCCGCCCAGCUUGUAUCCGGCACACAGUCUCUCUCAAACCCGUCCGUCUCUUCGUUGACACGAUCUGCUUCUCCCAAACGAGUCGGACGAGCCGAUGGCAGGAUAGCAAUACCCACCCAUGGUCGAUCACAGUCCUUCUCGACCCUGGGAGAACGUCGUCCGUCGAAUUCUGCGUCAAAGUCUAAAACGGUCAGAAUUGUGAUUCAUCGUCCCGAGGCCUCAAGACCCAAGACCGCUCGUGAGGAGACUGAAGAGAAGGAAGCUUUGCCAACGCUGGAAAUCCCAAUUCCACAUUAUCGGAUCGGCACUUUCCGUUUCAGUUCCCAUGGAACUCCCAUGCUGCGCGGAUCUUCUUAUACCCUUGGGUCUGUCACUCCGUCCGAGGCAACCCCCACUCCAGCAAACUUCCAGGCUGAAAAUUAUUUCGGAGCUCCUCCGAUGUCCAGUUUGAAAGCCUUUGCGAAGAUUGAUCCCGCGAAAACCACUCGAGGCGACACUCACACUCGUACAAAAUCGCAAAUAACGACGUCCUCUAAUUCGACGUCGGGAACGACUUCCACCUCAGCCACUUCAAUACAGCCCGAGGUAUUCGAUGAAUUGACUCAGGUAUAUGACGACCCUUCUGUUGUUCGAUAUUGCCAGAAUGUGAGAGAGAUAACAGCUGCUACUCCGGCCCGCAUCAUUGCACAGAUCUCGUCCGAUUCGUUCAUGGACUAUGAGCUGGUGUCGGAUUUCUUCUUGACAUUCCGAUCGUACAUGUCCACGUAUACUGUCUUGGAUCUUCUGAUGGCACGACUGCGGUGGGCUAUUGCUCGGCUGGAAGAUGAUGGGCGAAUCAUCCGGGUUCGGACGUUUGCCGCUCUUCGACACUGGAUCCUGAACUAUUUUAUGGAUGAUUUUUAUGCCGACCGUCGACUUCGAGAACGGUUCUGCCACGAAGUCAACAAACUCCACGCCGAUGUCAAAGCCAGUCCGGAGAAUGGGCUUAGCGAUCUCAAACUCCUGCGCGAUCUCAAGCGCUGUUGGAAUGGCCGUUGUUCGCUCUGUUGGGACCCCGAAGAUUUCGACUUGGAUGGUGAUCAAGAGAAUGAAAUCCAGCCUGGGGGCCUCGACGAAACCGAAAGCGCGCGUACUCCUCAGAUCGGACCUCCUCGCAUUGUGCAUCCGAGACCAGAAUCACCACAAACUGAGGUCUUGCGGGGACCGUCGCACAGCUGGUUUGAGGCCGAAGCCGUCGUACAACAACCGCAGCAUAGCCAGCCCUCGGACCCACUCGCAAGUUCUCUGAUGAGCGACGGGAGUUUUCAGCCAAGCUCAUGCUUUCCAAACAGAAAUCUCCUGCGUCUGGGGCCUGAUCGUGAUUCGGUGUCCCGAGGGCCGCAUCCAGUUUCCGUUCAACUAAGGCGCAAGAAUGCUCCUUCUAAUCUACAAGUGGUCACUCAGACGACUCUCGCGCCGAAGCCUCUAGGUCACAAGAGGGGAGCAAGCUCCAUCGAUAGUAAUCGUGAGCAUACUCCCCGUAAAACGGAACCUGAAACCCCGGCAUUCCUUGCUGAGGAUGGCGACAUCAUCCGAGGGCUCUUAUAUAGCCCUAGCGGUCCAUUUGUACAGCUAGUGCCGUCGAACUCGACACAGUCACUGGACAGUACCCGGCCUGCAGGUUCCAAAGAAACUCCGAGGAGGGAGCCAGGGAGUCUGUCCGUCACGCAACCCAUUGGAAGGAACAUCUUUGGCUCUUUACGGAAGGUGUUGGGAAGCAAGCAAGGGCAUGGCGACUCGACCAUGGUAACAGUAUCACAAUCUGCCACAGAUGUGCCAAUACGAAGUCACAAAUCACCUUUGCCUCUGAAUGUCUCUAAAUCACACGACGAACUACGAAAUAAAUCUGGACCUCUAAUGGCGAGGAAAGGCGAAGUUCGCAUCGACUUGUUGUGCGCCGCAGUUUGUCAAAACUACGAGACGAAAUUUCCGACCAAACAUCAAGUCCAUUAUAGUGCCUUGCUCGGCAAACACGCCCCUUUUGAAGCAACCGACAUUCCUGAAACCGAGAGACAGCGGAUGUACAGUCAUGCAACUGCCCAGAGUGGUUCUAUCUUGAUCGUCGAUGAUACUGGACUUGAUGUCCCCGCAAUGACUGGCGCUCUGCAGGCAGAGAGUACCGGAUCAAGUUCUCAUGAUCCGAGAUUGAUACCGUCGCCCCUGAAUGUCCCUCUUGGUCAGGAUGCCCCCAAGCGUGAUGGCAGUAUUGAUGCUGUGGCAACCCAGCGGAGCUCCAAUCUUCUUGGAGACCAAUUGGGCUUAGCCCACGGAAGUAACGACACCUUGGAACAACUGACGAGUGCACGAAUUGUACCCGAACCUGCUGAGGACGGCCUUGAGCAGAUGACACGGGACAAACGCCCCCUCUCUCCCACCACUGCUAGUUCCGGAACCGUGCGCGAGGGGACUGGAUCACUUGACAUCCCUCGACCCUUGACAGAAGAUACCGAUACACAGGAAGCCAUUGCCGACGCGAGCUGCGAUGAAGGUGAAUAUCCCGAGGAAUCAGGAUCUACCUCGGAAAGCAAGUUUCCAGCGCAUACAUUAAGGAGACGUCCAGGAGGAGACUUGCGACGCGUUGAGAAUGUGCAGCAGCUUGAUCAUACGAUUCACCAUGCUUCUAUUGACACAGCUAGUGUCAUCUCUGGUUCUCCUCAUGAAUCGCUACUUAUCAUGAAAACACAGACUCGCCGUGCUUCGGAGGGAGGACCACCACGCAAAAGGACAAUCUCAAUGAUCAACACACAUUCGUCACAACAUCUCCGUCCUUCCUUCGAAGCAGCAGUGGCCGGUUUCUCAGCUAUACCGGACGAUGAUGACGGAGGCCUUGAAGCUACGCUGAUGAAGUUGGAAGGCAGAUACGAGAAGAAGUCGCCUCCUAUCGAGCACCAUCCUCUCGAUAUGGCAGGGAGGCGGAGAUCUCUCCCAGAUCUCACCACGAGAUCUCAGCUGGACCUUGAAGAGCCAGUUCGGGCAAGCACCGCAGCCAACCAUCGAUUUUUCGAGCGGCAAGUUCGUGAGACGGUUGAUGAAGUGGCUUCCGAUGAGUCUCGGGAGGAGUUGACAACCGCAAAACUCAAGGCUGUCGAACACAAGCCCUCCAAUUCUCGAAGAUCUUCGAUCUAUGGACUGCCGACCGAAUCCGUUGUCGACUCGGAGGAUUCCCACGGUUCCCUGCCGUUGUUGAAGCGGGAGACGGCUCAUGAAAGCACCACAAUACCUUUCCGAGUCGACGAGAGGCACAGACCUCCGCCAAUUGCGCCUGGAUAUUUUCCACAAGAUCCUCCUCAGUUGUUUCAUCUGCCUAAAGGGCCUCCACCAAGUGCCAGCAAGGCCCGACAUAGCAUUCCCAGGCCUGGAACGGGCAAUGAGAGCAACCGCUCUUUUCUGCUGGAUGAAGAUGAAAAUCUGUCUGAUCUUUCCUCGGAAAUCUCGGUGGACAUCAUCAACUACGCGGAGGUUGCAGGUCGCUCGAUUUCGCCCAUGCUCGCCGCACCUGGGACGGCCAUCUCUGGACUCGAGAUACCUGCUCAUCCAUUGACAUACGCUUCGGUGGUCAAUCUGAAUGUUCCAGAACCUCCUGCUAGAACAUCAGAUCCGCUUCCUCAGACUAGUAAUAUGCAGACGAACAACGUUCAACCUUCUGUCAACCGCCAGCCUCCGCAAGCUGCUGCUUCUUCAUCUCAACCAAUACCGCGUUUGCCGGCUGGUCCGGCCCACCUUCCCUUCGUCCUCGCAUGCGAUUCGCAACUGCUUGCACAGCAAAUGACCUUGGUCGAGAAAUCAGCUCUAUGUGAAGUCGAGUGGUCCGAUCUGGUGGAGAUGAGAUGGGACAAUAAGGCUGCCGAGGUUCUGGAUUGGGUUGAAUGUCUCGCAAAGGGCACUAUCAGAGGUAUAGAUCUGGUGAUCACCCGCUUCAACCUUGUUGUCAAAUGGGCCUUGUCCGAGAUCGUUCUGACCCAGGACCUCCACGAACGCGCACGAGUCAUCACGAAAUACAUCCACGUCGCAGCCCAUGCACGAAGAUUGCACAAUUACGCUACCAUGUUGCAACUCACUAUCGCUCUUACCUCGACGGACUGCACACGGCUGUCACGGACCUGGGACAUGGUAUCUGGACCCGACAAGUCGUUACUCAAGCACAUGGAGGCGCUCGUUCAACCCAUCCGCAACUUUCAUGAUCUUCGUUUGGAGAUGGAAUCAGCUGAUCUCAGUGAUGGCUGUGUUCCUUUCAUUGGUCUAUAUGUGCAUGACUUGACCUAUAAUGCCCAAAAACCUUCCCACAUCCCUGGCGGACGUGGAUCAGAGUCUUUGAUUAACUUUGAGCGAUAUCGAACUACUGCAGUCAUUGUCAAAGGACUUUUGAGAUUAAUUGAUGCGAGCUCGCAAUACAACUUUGAACCGGUGCAAGGUGUCAUCGAAAGGUGUCUCUGGUUGGCCGCCUUAGGUGAUGACCGAAUCCGAAGCACGAGCAAAGCGUUAGAGCCAUAGAGGGAUGUACUGGAUAUGGCUAAUGGAGGUGGCUUUGCUUUGCUGGAACACACAAAUUCGUCCUGUUGUGGACGGAUACCUGGCGGCCAAAUCUCACGGCUUAUCAAUUCUGAGCGAUUCAGCGAUGGCGUUGUCAGUGGCGAGCUACCCAACUGACCAGACUCCGAUUUGGAGUUUUACUUUGGAUUACGAAUGCCGGAAGAGGUAAUCCCGCUCAGCCCUGGUAUUGACGGAUAUGAUAUUGGAGAUACACUGCAUCAUAAUAGGGCUGCAUGACGUUGGGUAUUAUAAAAUCGUAAUCUUGGUUAACGAACGGAUAUAUUUACCUGAAUAUGAAGAUUCAAGUCCAAA
This is a messenger RNA of Exophiala xenobiotica, 5775 nucleotides long. RefSeq lists its product as uncharacterized. Bases 436 to 5424 code for a protein of 1662 amino acids. Gene Ontology annotation, molecular function: guanyl-nucleotide exchange factor activity. Gene Ontology annotation, biological process: positive regulation of GTPase activity; Ras protein signal transduction. The record is from RefSeq and is a predicted model, not a curated record. Lineage: Eukaryota; Fungi; Ascomycota; Eurotiomycetes; Chaetothyriales; Herpotrichiellaceae. Gene Ontology annotation, cellular component: plasma membrane. The transcript has 2 exons.